GAACAUCGCCAUAUGUAAUUCAGCCAGACCGAGAUUGCAAAGAGAUAAGCCGUUAGUGGCGGUUGGAAACGUUGGAAGCCAAGCCAUAGCCAGCCAUGCUCGCAUCCACAGCUUCUCAACUCAGAACUUUCCACUCCCUCUCCCCCUUACCACCCCUAACGUUUUCUUCUCCCUUCAGACUCUCCCUCAGUUUCCGGCAAUCCAAGCGGAAAUGCACUCUGCAAGCCUCGGUUCCUCCAUUCCCUCUCAGAGUUUCUGCUAGUUCCCAAGCUGCCCCUGCUUCCACUGAAGCGGCCAAAGCCUCCUCCGUACCCUCCGAAAUGAAGGCUUGGGUUUAUGGGGAGUAUGGGAGUGUCGAUGUUUUGAAGUUUGACUCUAACGUUUCGGUGCCGGAAGUGAAGGAGGACCAGGUUCUGAUCAAGGUUGCAGCGGCGGCGCUUAACCCUGUCGAUUUCAAGAGGAGGCAGGGAAAGUUCAAGGCCACUGAUUCGCCUCUUCCGACUGUUCCUGGCUAUGAUGUUGCUGGGGUGGUGGUAAAAGUAGGCAGUCAAGUAAAGGACCUAAAGGUGGGGGAUGAGGUAUAUGGAGACAUACACGAGAAAGCAUUGGAAGGGCCCAAACAGUUUGGCUCUCUUGCAGAGUACACAGCCAUCGAGGAAAAAUUGUUGGCCCCAAAGCCAAAGAACCUGGAUUUUGUUCAGGCUGCUGCAUUACCUCUUGCAAUUGAGACUGCCUAUGAGGGUCUAGAAAGAACUGGGUUUUCUGCUGGUAAAUCCAUUCUUGUUUUAAAUGGUGCUGGUGGAGUUGGAAGCCUGGUUAUUCAGUUAGCAAAACACGUGUUUGGUGCAUCAAGAGUUGCAGCAACUUCAAGCACUGGAAAAUUGGAGCUGUUAAAGAACUUGGGUGCUGAUUUGGCCAUAGAUUAUACUAAGGAGAAUUUUGAAGAUUUGUCAGAAAAAUUUGAUGUCGUCUAUGAUGCUAUUGGGCAGUGUGAAAGGGCAGUGAAGGUAGUGAAAGAAGGGGGCAGUGUGGUUGCCCUAACUGGUGCUGUCACACCUCCUGGUUUCAGAUUUGUAGUCACCUCAAAUGGAGCUGUUCUGAAGAAACUGAACCCCUUUUUAGAGAGUGGGAAGGUGAAGCCAGUUAUUGACCCCAAAGGACCAUUCCCAUUCAACCAGGUUGUGGAGGCUUUCUCAUACAUUGAGACAAAUCGAGCAACUGGAAAGGUAGUUAUACAUCCAAUUCCAUGAGGAGAAUGAAAAACUGGGAAAUUUUUCAUUUAUUUCAAAUAAUGUUCUUUAUGCUCACAGUAGUGAUGAUAUCAUGAUGAUGAUGAUGAUGAUCUCUAUAUAUAUAUGAGACUGACGAGAUGAGUUAAUAAAAUAUCUAUAAUACGUGAUAA
Carya illinoinensis is the source of this 1402-nucleotide messenger RNA. RefSeq names its product 2-methylene-furan-3-one reductase-like. NCBI's taxonomy places the organism in Eukaryota, Viridiplantae, Streptophyta, Magnoliopsida, Fagales, Juglandaceae. The record is from RefSeq and is a predicted model, not a curated record. Bases 96 to 1250 code for a protein of 384 amino acids. Gene Ontology annotation, molecular function: oxidoreductase activity, acting on the CH-CH group of donors, NAD or NADP as acceptor; zinc ion binding. The transcript is spliced from 4 exons.